CUCCGCCACUUCACAAAUAAACACAUUUCACUCUUUAUUAUCAUCAUCAUUCACCUUUUUCCCCCCUCUCUCUCUUUUUUCUCUCUGCUUAGGGUUUCUUUUAAUUUAAUGGAUCCAGAAAAAAGUUGAAUCUGAUUCUGGAUAUUCAACGAUCUUCUCUGAUUGUUUCCUUUUUUUUACAUCAUUCGGUUCUGAUUUUCUCUGGACCUGAUGAACCUGAAUGUUCUUACAGAGAUCGAUCUGUUAAUAUUAAAAUUUUGUUACCUUUGAAGAAAUCGGUUGAUUUUUAAGUUUUUUCAAAGGCUAUGGAUCUACCAGAGUUUCACGGAAUCUACUCUUUUGAUUCUUCAAAUUCAGGCAGUUUAUGUGGAAAUCAAAUUUAGAUGUUAUGCAAUAGCUGCUGUAAGAGUUGUGGUUUUCAUGCUGGCCAUAUUUAUAGGCACAUUGAGGGAAGGCAAUUUAUCAAACUCAUUAAAAGUUUGAAUGCAACUUGUAGCAUAAGUUAUUCUUGGAAUAGUCUAUAUACAGCGAGGAGGAGAACCAUGAUGGUGGAUACUGGUGCAACUGCUAAAGGCGGACCUGUUGUUGAUGUUUCACUGGAGAAGGAUGAUAGUGGUGGUUACGCCAGCGGAGGAUGGAAGAGUGAAGAUGGAAAAAUGAGUUGCGGUUAUUCAAGCUUUAGAGGGAAAAGAGCCACCAUGGAAGACUUUUAUGACAUCAAAACUUCUGAAGUUGAUGGAAAGGCAGUUUGCUUAUUUGGGAUAUUUGAUGGCCAUGGUGGUUCCCGAGCAGCUGAGUUUUUGAAGGGACAUCUCUUUCAGAAUCUAUUGAAACAUCCAUCAUUUUCAACGAACACCAAGUUGGCCAUAAGUGAGACGUAUCAAAAAACAGAUAUGGAAUUCUUGGACUCUGAAAAAGAUACCUUCCGAGAUGAUGGUUCCACUGCUUCAACAGCAGUUCUAGUUGGUAACCAUCUCUAUGUUGCCAAUGUUGGAGACUCACGGACUAUAAUAUCGAAGAGCGGAAAAGCAAUUCCUCUUUCCGAGGAUCAUAAGCCUAAUAGAAAUGAUGAACGGAGGAGAAUUGAAAGUGCUGGAGGUGUUGUGAUGUGGGCUGGUACUUGGAGAGUUGGAGGUGUAUUAGCGAUGUCACGUGCUUUUGGCAAUCGAAUGUUGAAACAAUUUGUCGUUGCUGAACCUGAGAUCCAGGAUCAAGAGAUUGAUGAGGAAGUAGAACUACUCGUGCUUGCUAGUGAUGGACUUUGGGAUGUUGUACCAAAUGAGGAUGCUAUUUCACUGGCUCAAGCAGAAGAAGAGCCAGAAGCAGCUGCUAGGAAGCUGACGGAAACUGCGUUUACUCGGGGUAGUGCUGAUAAUAUUACUUGCAUAGUGGUGAGGUUCAAUCAUAAGAAGGCUGAAGCUGAGGGGAGCAAGCAAGGCUGAAGAAUUUGUUGAUGUUGCAGCUUCCUUUUCUGGAGCAAGGUUGCCUCAAUGGGUUGUCGCCAAUGCAAAGUGCUGACUAUAGUACUAUGAGAAGGGGCCACCAUUUUUUCAUUCAUUUCUUUGCAUAAUUUUUCCAUUCUGUUUUAACUGUUGUAUUUAAGGUGUCUGUGCAUGUAUGUUUUCUCCGUUUCUGUAGAGGGUACUGUCUGGAUAAACUUUACUGUCAAACAUAGUUAAAGUAGAAAAAACUUGAUAGUUCUACUUGUAAGUGUUCCUGGCUGCAUGGAACCAUCAAUGUAUUUCCAUGCUAUAUGAUCUUUCAAAGAAAAGAAGAUAAUGAUGCAUUGCGUGCUACUGUUUGGAAGU
Molecule: messenger RNA, 1808 nt
Organism: Solanum verrucosum
Lineage: Eukaryota; Viridiplantae; Streptophyta; Magnoliopsida; Solanales; Solanaceae
Product: probable protein phosphatase 2C 76
Exons: 9
Coding region: 384-1442 (352 amino acids)
Biological process (GO): protein dephosphorylation
Cellular component (GO): nucleus; cytosol
Molecular function (GO): cation binding; protein serine/threonine phosphatase activity
Source: RefSeq, a predicted model, not a curated record